AUGGCUAACUCUCUGGGAGUCCGGUGCUAUCGUGCAGGUGAGAGCCCCCGCGUGUUUCGCAAGAAAAGACUUUGCAGCUCACUUACGGCCAUGCAGUAUCUCAUCGACACCUACGAUAAAGAGCGUAAAGUCUCUUACGAUUAUUUCCCGGAGAAGCACCAAUCAGUCCAGUGGUCCUACUUCCAAGCCUCGAGGCAAGGCCCCUAUUUCGGACUAUCAGCAUGGUUCAACGUCUUCCACGAAAAGAUCUACGGCAAAUCCCCAGAAUCGGCCAAGGUGCGCCAUGAAGCGGAAAUUAAGCGCGUUGCGGGUGUCCUGGAUACGGUUCUGAGCAAGCAAGAUUGGCUGGUCGGAGGCAAGUGCACGUAUGCAGACUUGUCUUUUGUGAUGUGGAACUUCCAAGUACCCUUUCUAAUGGCUAGUCGCACGGGUGAGCAUGCUUGGCAGCCAGAGGAAUUUCAGCAUAUCACACGGUGGUAG
Molecule: messenger RNA, 480 nt
Organism: Penicillium pulvis
Lineage: Eukaryota; Fungi; Ascomycota; Eurotiomycetes; Eurotiales; Aspergillaceae
Product: glutathione S-transferase
Exons: 2
Coding region: 1-480 (159 amino acids)
Source: RefSeq, a predicted model, not a curated record